AUGGAGAUCAGGGGUUUCCAGCUGUUUGGAGAGCAAUCGAAGAGCAGCGCACGGCCACACAUAACAUCGAAUAGCAGUUGGCAGAGAUGGCUGAACAACUGCGAACCUUGUUACGGGAGUGAUGAUGAUUUAGAAUUUGGUGGUGCUCCAGUUCUUCCCGGCAAUGACAGAAAUGGUAGAAGUUGGCACAAUCAAGGUAAUUUCAAUCCCCGUAGGAAUAAUGAUGAAUUCAAACUUAAAGUAGAUAUUCCUACCUUUAGUGGAGAUCUUGGCAUAGAAGGACUUCUGGAUUGGAUCACAGAAGUCGACAGAUUCUUUGAUUACAUGGAGAUACUAGAGGAACAAAGGCGGUGUGCGCAGGGUUCACGUAGUGUUAAUGAGUGCACAUCAGAAUUUUUAAGAUUAGCAGAAAGAAACCAGUUGUCUGAAAGUGAUAACCAGCAGGCAGCCCGUUAUCUGAGCGGGUUAAGACCGUCCAUCAGGGACAAAAUUGGUGUACAAAUGGUUCUUAGUGUGCAGGAAGCAAGGAACCUAGCCCUGAAAGCAGAAUUAAUGUUCCAAGACAAGGCACGCAGUGAUAAUUACCGCCGGUACAGCAGGAGCAACAACAGACUGACAACUAUCGAUAGGAACAAAUCAGUCCCGGCAGUACAACCCUCUCACCCAGCAAGCACAAGUAACGUCAGUAAGGCUACUACAGGAGGAAAUACUCAAGGUAAUCCUUCCAACCCUUCUAAACCCAGUAACCCUUAUGCAAGGCCUACUCCUAUUAAAUGUUUUAAAUGUAAUGAGGUUGGACAUAGGUCCAGCGACUGUCCUAGGAGGAAGGCAGUUAAUAUGGUAGAAAGGGAGGAGGAAGAAGAUAUUGAGGAGGAGGUAUGUUGUGGACCUGAUGGGGAGGAUGAAGAGGGUCCAUAUGAACAUGAGAAGUAUACUUGUGUGGUAAGAAAAUUAAUGUUGUCCCAGAAAAAUAAAGAUACUUCUCAAAGGCACACAUUAUUUCGUACCAGAUGUACUGUCAAGGGAAAAUUAUUUAAUUUGAUUAUUGAUAGUGGCAGUCAAGAAAACAUUAUUUGUAGGGAUGUCAUCCAAAAAUUACAACUGAUUCCUGAAAAGCACCCCAACCCAUACACAAUUGGGUGGAUCAAGAAAGGAGGCGGCGUACGGGUGGAAGAACGCUACAAGGUACCUUCUUCAAUUGGUAAGUACCAUGACAAAGUAUACUGUGAUAUUGUUGAUAUGGAUGCUUACCAUAUUUUGUUAAGGAGGCCUUGGCAGUUUGAUACAGAUGCAAGGCACAUGGAUAGGAAGAAUACCUACCAAUUUGAAAAAGAUGGUACACGUUAUACUUUGUUACCUAUAGCAGAAAAAAAUAUUGCAAAUGCUCCAAAGGCACAUGAGAAGAAUUUCCUUACCAUCACCCAUCAUCAUGAUGAAUUUGUUAAAGAUUGUAAGAAUACUCAUGAAAUACAUUUGUUAGUAGUAAAAGGAGAAGAUGUUGAUGAUAAAAAUAAAAUUCCAGCAGAAGUACAGGGACUACUGAAUGAAUUCAAUGAUGUAGUUCCAGAGGAGUUACCAAAUGAACUCCCUCCCAUGAGAGAUAUACAGCACCAUAUUGAUUUUGUUUCAGGUGCCAGUCUACCUAACCUCCCACAUUACAGGAUGAGUCCUAAGGAAAAUGAAAUCUUACGGGAAAAGGUAGAAGAAUUAUUGAAAAAGGGACACAUUCAAAUCAGCAUAAGUCCUUGUGCAGUACCUGCCUUACUAACACCUAAGAAGGAUGGCAGUUGGAGAAUGUGUGUCGACAACAGGGUCAUUAACAAGAUUACUAUUGGGUACAAAUUUCACAUUCCUAGGCUGGACGACAUGCUGGACCAACUGAACGGAGUUGUAGUCUUCUCAAAAAUAGAUCUCAGGAGUGGGUAUCAUCAAAUCAGGAUCCAUCCCGGAGAUGAAUGGAAGACAGCCUUCAAGACUAGAGAUGGCUUGUUCGAGUGGUUAAUCAUGCCCUUUGGACUAACCAACGCACCCAGCACAUUCAUGAGGUGUAUGAACCAGGUAUUAUGCCCCUUCAUUGGUAAAUUUGUGGUAGUCUAUUUUGAUGAUAUUUUGAUAUAUAGCAAAUCUAUCACUGAUCAUGUGGGACAUAUUAGGGAGGUCCUGAAAACAUUGAGGGAAAAUAAACUAUAUGCUAAUUUGAAUAAAUGCAUCUUUAUGAGUGACAAUUUAUUAUUCCUAGGAUUUAUUGUAAGCAAGGAUGGUGUAAAAGUAGAUGAAGAAAAAGUGAAAGCUAUUAGGGAGUGGCCAACCCCAUCCACUGUCACAGAUGUCAGGCGUUUCCAUGGGUUGGCAACCUUCUAUAAGCGUUUUAUUAAGAAUUUUAGUAGUAUCAUGGCUCCCAUUACUGAAUGUUUGAAAAAUGGGGCUGUAUUGUCCCAAGAAAAGAGGCUCAUUGCUUUCUUCAGUGAAAAAUUAUGUGAAUCCAGAAGAAAGUGGUCCACCUAUGACAAGGAGUUUUAUGAUGUGGUUAGAGCCCUGAAGACAUGGGAACACUAUUUAAUUGCAAAAGAAUUUGUUCUCUACACUGACCACCAAGCCCUAAAAUAUCUUAAUGGGCAAAAGCAAUUAAGAAGUGAUUUGCAUGCUAGAUGGUCUCCCUUCCUAGACAAGUUCCCAUAUAAAAUUGUGUAUAAGACAAGACAGCAAAAUAAGGUGGCUGAUGCACUUAGCAGGCGUGUAGCCCUCAUCAAGACCCUCAGUGUUGAGAUUGUGGGUUUUGAGUGCCUAAAAGACUUAUAUGCCUAG
Nelumbo nucifera (sacred lotus) is the source of this 2805-nucleotide messenger RNA. NCBI's taxonomy places the organism in Eukaryota, Viridiplantae, Streptophyta, Magnoliopsida, Proteales, Nelumbonaceae. The record is from RefSeq and is a predicted model, not a curated record.